Messenger RNA from Tachysurus vachellii, 621 nucleotides. RefSeq names its product fibroblast growth factor 20a (gene fgf20a). Lineage: Eukaryota; Metazoa; Chordata; Actinopteri; Siluriformes; Bagridae. Gene Ontology annotation, molecular function: fibroblast growth factor receptor binding; growth factor activity. The transcript is spliced from 3 exons. The record is from RefSeq and is a predicted model, not a curated record. Bases 1 to 621 code for a protein of 206 amino acids. Gene Ontology annotation, cellular component: cytoplasm. Gene Ontology annotation, biological process: animal organ morphogenesis; cell differentiation; fibroblast growth factor receptor signaling pathway.
AUGAUGAGUGCGCUCGUGCUCGGUGGUCCCAGCAGCAGCAGCGGAUUUUCUUCACACGUCUCCGUCGCGACUCCCGGUUCUCUCCUCCUGAACGCGCACCUGGCCCCGGCGGCGGAGCGGCUCUCGCGCAGCGCGCUCUCGCCUCCUGCAGAGUUCGCGCACCUCAGCGGCGUCCUGCGGCGGCGGCAGCUUUACUGCAGAACCGGGUUCCAUCUGGAGAUCCUGGCUGACGGAAGCGUGCAAGGCACCAGGAAAGACCACAGCAGAUUCGGUAUUCUGGAGUUCAUCAGCCUGGCUGUGGGGUUGGUGAGCAUCCGUGGUGUAGACAGUGGCUUCUACCUGGCCAUGGACAGCAGAGGGCAUCUGUACGGCUCGGAAAAGCUGUCGGCAGAGUGUGUUUUCCGUGAGCACUUUGAGGAGAACUGGUACAACACCUACUCGUCCAACCUUUACCGGCACGGCGAGCGAGGGCCGCACUACUUUGUUGCUCUAAACAAAGACGGCACUUCCCGAGACGGCGCUCGAUCCCGGAGGUACCAGCGCUUCACACACUUCCUCCCACGUCCUGUCGACCCUGACCGCGUGCCCGAGCUGUACAGAGACAUCCUGGGACAAAGCUGA